Molecule: messenger RNA, 3683 nt
Organism: Coregonus clupeaformis (lake whitefish)
Lineage: Eukaryota; Metazoa; Chordata; Actinopteri; Salmoniformes; Salmonidae
Product: kinesin-like protein KIF3A
Exons: 18
Coding region: 148-2253 (701 amino acids)
Biological process (GO): microtubule-based movement
Molecular function (GO): ATP binding; microtubule binding; microtubule motor activity
Source: RefSeq, a predicted model, not a curated record
CAAAUGUUAUCAGCAUUGGAGGAAAUGGUCCACUGAUGAAAUGGCCACUGCUUUGGCAUCUACAUCAUUUUGAUAAGAUAAACACUAACAUCAAAAAGCUUUUGCUAUCGUCUCAUAUAAUUGAAACAUCAAAACUGAAGUCUUAAAAUGCCGAGCAACAAGAUGGACAAAUCUGACAAGCCGGAGGUCAUGGACAACGUCAAAGUGGUUGUGCGAUGUCGCCCGCUGAACCAGAAGGAGAGGAGUAUGGGCCACAAGCAGGCCGUCAGUGUGGAUGAGAACCGAGGGACCAUAACCGUCAACAAAUUAGAGACCCCCCACGAACCCCCCAAGACCUUCACAUUUGACACAGUGUUCGGACCAGACAGCAAACAGCUAGACGUAUACAAUCUGACAGCCCGCCCCAUCAUAGACUCAGUAUUAGAGGGUUACAAUGGGACCAUCUUUGCGUACGGACAGACAGGGACAGGAAAGACGUUCACCAUGGAGGGAGUGAGGGCAGUACCAGAGCUCCGAGGAAUAAUCCCCAACUCCUUCGCUCAUGUGUUCGGACACAUCGCCAAAGCAGAGGGCGACACCCGGUUCUUAGUUCGCGUCUCUUAUCUGGAGAUUUACAAUGAAGAAGUGAGGGAUCUGCUGGGGAAGGACCAGAUGCAGAGGCUUGAGGUGAAGGAGAGGCCAGAUGUGGGUGUUUACAUCAAGGACCUGUCUGGUUAUGUGGUGAACAACGCUGAUGACAUGGACAGGAUUAUGACAAUGGGGCACAAGAACCGCUCGGUUGGCUCCACCAACAUGAAUGAACACAGCUCUCGUUCUCAUGCCAUCUUCACCAUCACCAUCGAGUGCAGUGAGAAGGGCGUGGAUGGAGACCAGCACGUGCGCAUGGGAAAACUCCACUUAGUGGAUCUGGCGGGUUCUGAGCGUCAGGGGAAGACGGGAGCGACGGGCCAGCGGCUGAAAGAGGCCACUAAGAUCAACCUGUCUCUGUCCACGCUGGGUAACGUAAUCUCAGCCCUGGUGGACGGGAAGAGCACCCACGUCCCCUACAGGAACUCCAAACUCACCCGCCUGCUGCAGGACUCACUGGGGGGAAACUCCAAGACCAUGAUGUGUGCGAACAUCGGCCCAGCGGACUAUAACUACGACGAGACCAUCAGCACGCUGCGUUACGCCAACCGGGCCAAGAACAUCAAGAACAAAGCCCGGAUCAAUGAAGACCCCAAGGAUGCCCUGCUACGGCAGUUCCAGAAGGAGAUAGAAGAGCUUAAGAAGAAACUCCAAGAAGGGGAAGAGAUCUCAGGGUCGGAGGGCAGUGGAUCAGAAGAGAUGGAUGAAGGAGAUGACGAGGGAAGAGAAGGAGGAAGGAAACGGAGAGAAGAAAGAGGGAAGAAGAAAGUUUCUCCGGACAAGAUGGUGGAGAUGCAGGCGAAGAUCGAGGAGGAGAGGAAGGAGCUAGAAGCCAAGCUGGACAUGGAGGAGGAGGAGAGGAACAAGGCCAGAGCAGAACUGGAGAAGAGAGAGAAGGACCUGCUCAAAGCACAGCAGGAGCACCACCUGCUGCUGGAGAAGUUGUCAGCCCUGGAGAAGAAGGUGAUCGUAGGAGGAGUGGACCUCCUGGCCAAAGCUGAGGAGCAGGAGAAACUACUGCAGGAGUCUAACAAUGAGUUAGAGGAGAGACGCAGGAGGGCUGAGCAGCUCCGCAGAGAACUAGAGGAGAAGGAGGCGGAGCGUCUGGACAUUGAGGAGAAGUACACCAGUCUGCAGGAGGAGGCUCAGGGGAAGACCAAGAAGCUGAAGAAAGUCUGGACCAUGCUGAUGGCUGCUAAGUCAGAGAUGGCCGACCUGCAGCAGGAGCAUCACCGGGAGAUCGAGGGCCUGCUGGAGAAUAUCCGCCACCUCAGCAGAGAGCUACGACUGCAGAUGCUCAUCAUAGACAACUUCAUCCCACAGGAAUACCAGGAGAUGAUUGAGAACUACGUGCACUGGAAUGAGGACAUUGGGGAAUGGCAGCUGAAAUGUGUAGCGUACACCGGUAACAACAUGAGGAAACAGACCCCCGUGCCGGACAAGAAAGAGAAAGAUCCGUUUGAGGUGGACCUGUCCCAUGUGUACUUGGCCUACACAGAGGAGAGUAUGAGACAGUCACUGAUGAAGCUGGAGAGGCCCAGGACCUCCAAGAGCGGUAGGCCCAAGACUGGACGAAGGAAAAGAUCAUCGAAGCCCGAGGCUGUGAUGGAAUCCCUGCUGCAGUGAGAGAGACAGGGAGAGAGCCAAUCAGGGCUGGAGCCCCAUGUACUGCAAUGAAUCUACACUACUAUACCUUAGGAUCAACGACAGCAGUCAGUCAAUAGUCGAGCCUGAAGAUCUAUAUUGUUGAUUGUCUUAAUACACUGUAUAGCCGAAAUAAGGUUUUAAAUGUGAAGGGAGGAGAGGAAACGGUUGGUUGGUUGGUUGGUUGGUCAGGGAGAGAGCAGGCAGCAGAAACUGUACUGUAGGAUUUAGGGGUCGUCCCAAAUGGCACCCUAUAGGGAAUAGGGUGCCGUUUGGACCUGGCCCUUAUACUGGGGGUUAAUGUUCAAGUCAAGGGGACCUUGUAUAAUAAUAAACGGAGGCUUGUUGAGGAUAGUCAGCUUACUAUUGAGUCUUAAUUUAUCAAUCGAGCACAGUUCAGGGGGCAACACAUUAUCUCCCAAAUGGCACCCUAUUCCCUAUAUAGUGCACUACUUUUGACCAGGGCUCAUAGGGUGUCCCAACAGGGCUCUGGUUAAAAGCAGUGCACUAAAUAGGGAAUAGGGUGCCAUUUGAGACGUAGAUAGUAGUCUAUGAUGAGCACAAGCCAUGGUUUUUGAACAUGUCUUCAUCUGCCAAGACGAGGACAACAACUCCAACACUCAACAACAACAACGGUCUGCUGUUUGAGAUGAAGACUCCACCACUUCUAUUGGCAGGAUGUAAUUGAUACAUCUGACGCCCUUCAACACAGUCAACAAAACAAAAAAAACGAUUCCAGAAAUGAUUCAUAUCCACAGGUCAUAAUACGCAUAUUUCAAGGAUCAUACUUAUGGAAGUGUAUUGCUUUAAACUUAGUUUCCUUCUUUGUGUCUGAAGAGUAGGACGUGCAUGCCAUACCGGUUCUAUAGACGGGUUCGCAAAUAUGGUGCAAAUUGCAUUUAGUCUCCAAUGUUUAUUGAAAACACAUACAUUUGCACAAUGAGCACUAGUCUCUAAAAUACAUCCUUACAGUUGUUGGUUUGCUAGCAAAUUUUAGAAUGGACGUGACAUCAGUCAAAACACCUCAAAACAAGACAUGGUAUUAAUAACAAGAUACAACGAGCUGAAACCAGCCUCCUACGAUUCCUCACAUGGUAGCUUCUUGUCAUUACUGCUAGCGAACUGACUGUUCAGAAUCAUAACGCCACACUGACUUCUGCCUUAUCGACGCGCGCAUCAUUUUCGUGACGUCAGCUAACCCGUUAAUAUAGUAGUGCCAUUCGCCCAUGAAACACUAACUAAGCCAUUUAUUACGCUUGUAUUUCCUCCUCCUCAUGUCAUCGUUUAUGGUGUAUUGUAGUGGAAGCAAAGUGUCUUUAUUUUGGAUUAUACUGUAUGUCAAAUGUUUACAUCUACUGAGCCCUCCCGUAUCUCUUAAUAAUUUAUUAAAUUAUUGGACAUGUUUAAUCUCA